Molecule: messenger RNA, 3121 nt
Organism: Rana temporaria (common frog)
Lineage: Eukaryota; Metazoa; Chordata; Amphibia; Anura; Ranidae
Gene: RNF10
Product: ring finger protein 10
Exons: 17
Coding region: 419-2701 (760 amino acids)
Biological process (GO): positive regulation of myelination; positive regulation of transcription by RNA polymerase II
Molecular function (GO): metal ion binding; transcription cis-regulatory region binding
Source: RefSeq, a predicted model, not a curated record
UCCGGGUCUCUGGCACCGUCAGGCGGUCAGUCGCCAUUACAGAAGUGGUGUCGUUGCUCUACUCCUUCCUGGAGGGGGCAGCUCCUGAUCCUUUUCUCACCCCCUGAGAGUCCCCGCGGGACUCCAAGCACCCCGGGUCCGCUCCCCGCUCGGGACCGGCGGCCUUCCUGCCGGAUCUGUGACGUAGGCCAACAGGGCCCGGUCCUCGCUCGCCGUCCCGUGGGGCCCUCCGCUCCCCGAUCCCGUACACUCCUCCGCCCUCCCUUCCUCCGGUAUCCUGACUAUUUCUCUUUCUGUCUGGGCACACAGCAAGAUGUCGCCAUGAAUCGCGCUCCUCGUCCCCCAGCUCUUCUGAACGCCAUGCUCUUGGCUGGCAGCCGCCCCCUGCACGGUGCUGCCCCCGCCCUUCCCGCGGUCUAUGCCGCUCAGCUCGGCCACAGACAUGGAUCCCGGAUCCAACAAUCCCAGCAAGACCCAGAACCGAUCGGCCUCCACCGGGCCUGCCGGGGACUCUAAGCCUAAAAGUGACGGGAAAAGUAGCAGCAGUUCAAAGCAACGCUACAGCCGCAAACGUGAAAAUUCUUACCCCAAAAAUGAGGGUUUUGCCGGCUCGACCCGCCGCUCCGGUCCACAGAAAAGCAAAACUUUUAACAAGGUUCCUCCUCAGAGAGGGGUCCCUAAACCGUUUACGUAUGGAAGACGAGAAGAGGUAGCAGAGACUCAAUGGGCAGAGCUCAGCCCAGCCCAGUAUUCAGGACCUAGGAAAAUAAACUUGAACCACUUACUGAACUUCACGUAUGAGCCUCGAGGUCAUCCUGGUGCACAUAGAGACGGCCAUGGAAACUGGAGCAGACGCAACAAGUGGGGCAACAAACCGUUUAACAAGGAGUUAUUUCUGCAAGCAAAUUGCCAAUUUGUGGUAUCGGAUGAUCACGAUUACAGUGUCCACUUCACGGAUCCAGACACUUUGGUCAGCUGGGACCUAGUGGAACAAGUGCGCAUUUGCAGCCAUGAGGUGCCCUCCUGUCCCAUUUGUCUUUAUCCUCCGGUUGCAGCCAAGAUUACCCGCUGUGGGCAUAUUUUCUGCUGGGCUUGCAUCUUGCAUUACUUGUCACUGAGUGAAAAGGAAUGGAGUAGGUGUCCAAUUUGUUAUAGCUCCGUUAUAAAGAAAGACCUUAAAAGUGUUGCUGCCACAGAAACUCGUCUUUAUAGUGUGGGUGAUCCCAUCACGAUGCAGCUAAUGAGGAGAGAAAAGGGUGUCCUUGUUGCAAUGCCCAAAUCAAAGUGGAUGACGCUGGAUGAGCCUAUUCAUCUGGGAGAUGAGGAACAUAGUUUGUUCUCCAAGCUUCUUUUGGCUUCCCAAGAACAGAUCUUGAAGCAGGUCAUAAAUGAAGAGAAGGCAGCACUCCUGGAACAGUACAGCGUUGAGGGGGAAACCCCUGAAGCCUGUUUUAUAGAAGCUGCCAUUCAGGAUUUAAAGGAUCGUCAGGACCUCCUUCAGGCACUCUAUAAACAGGAUGUUGGGUCCACUGAAGCUCAUGCAGAGGUUUUGGAGGUGGAGACACACACUCAAGAGAAAAAGUCUGACUCUGACUAUAGUGUAGCGCAUUAUGCAUCUGCUUUUGAUGAGGAGGUUCAGGAUCCAUUAUGUGAAGACUUGUGUGAGUCUUUAGCGUCUGCAAGCUUGGAACCGGUCUCUGCUGAGGGCAGUGAUCUGGUACCCACACAUGAAAAUACUUUUGCUCAAAAGAAUAAGCCGGCAGCUGUUCCAUCCUGCUCUGGACCACCUCACCACUAUUACUUUUAUCAAGCUGUAGAUGGUCAGCACAUAUAUCUGCAUCCAGUGAACGUGCGCUGCCUUGUCCAUCAAUAUGGAAGCCUGGAGCAAUGCCCUGAAACAAUCACUGCUACAGUGGUAGAAAUUGAUGGCUUCACUGUGACAGAGGAGGUGCGAAGACGUCACCGUUAUCUCUGCCAUCUACCUCUUACCUGUGAAUUCAGUAUUUGCGAGAUGGCACUUGGGCCACCUGCUGUUUCAGAGCAAACUUUGGCUUACUUCGCUGAUGAAGUAGAGAAGAGAAAAAAGCAGCGUCAGAGAAAGGCACGUGAUGAACGUCGCAGAGAGAAAAGAAUUGAGAUUGAAGAAAACCAGAAGCAAGGAAAAUAUCCUGAAAUGCAUAUUGCCCUGGAAAACUUGCAACAGUUUCCUGCAGUGAGUUCCUCUGCCGAGUUCACAUUCCCUGGUUCAUUUUCUGCACUGUCCACUGCAGAUUCACAAAGCUCUAUGUCGCUCUCACCUCUAAGCUGCAGCCCAGCUUCACAGAGUGGUCAUAUGUUUUGCCAAGGUGCUGAAAGUCCCAUUGAUUAUCCUGUAAUCCCAGAGGACAGUGCCCAGUGUCCUUCCUUUGCUCAGAUGUUAAGGGUUGGAAAAGCAAAAUCAGAAUCAUGGCCCAAAGCUGCAAUAAAGAAAGAAAGUCCAGCGGUGAGCACAGGACCUGCAGACAGUGAUGGGGAGAGUGACUGCUCUGAGAGAGUCCCAGUACCAAGCUUCCAGAAUUCAUUUAGUGAGGCCAUGGAAGCAGCUUUUCUGAAGCUGGACUCUGCGCUUCCUACUCCUCCUCUUUCAAUUGAGAAAGGAGGGAAGAGAAAGAAGAAGCAAAAGAAACUUCUGUUUAGUACCUCUAUGGUUCACACAAAAUAAACGGAGCACAUUUGCUCUGAUCUUCAUCUUCUCUGCACUCAUUGCUUGGUAUCACUAUCUGCAGUAUUUGAUUAAUAUUUUCCUUCUUUUAUUUUCCACUGGUUGGAUGGGUGUGUGAGCCAUAAUUUGCUUACACAAUGCGAAUUUAAAGCUCCAGGGUUGUAGGGCAGAAUAUGGUGCUGGAUGCAGUGUAUAACUCUAGAGUAGCAUGUGUUGCUAUGGAGCAAUUGAGGACGAGCAAGUUGCAAUGCUUGGCAGACCUGAAGGGCUUCUUGCCAUUGGAAAAGUAUGAUAUGAAACUAAUGGCUGUAGGCCUGUGUAUUAAAUGGAGGCCCAUGUUCUGUAGUAAGCUUUUUCUUUGAAGACAGGCAUCAUUACUCUGGUUGUGGCUAUCAUGUCGAAGGAGUUUUUUUUUUUUUC